Messenger RNA from Nilaparvata lugens (brown planthopper), 6421 nucleotides. RefSeq names its product tight junction protein ZO-2. Gene Ontology annotation, biological process: protein localization to cell-cell junction; cell-cell junction organization; cell-cell adhesion. The record is from RefSeq and is a predicted model, not a curated record. Gene Ontology annotation, molecular function: cell adhesion molecule binding. Gene Ontology annotation, cellular component: plasma membrane; bicellular tight junction. NCBI's taxonomy places the organism in Eukaryota, Metazoa, Arthropoda, Insecta, Hemiptera, Delphacidae.
CGCCGCCGCCUGUGGUUGCCGACUGCCGAGCGUGUCGUGCCGCCUCCCGGUGCGUGACUUCGACGACCGCCUUCCCCCUCGACUGCAUUCGAUUCGAAAACGACUGUGAUCCGAUUUAUUGUGCUAGUGAUGGACAAUUUUCCGUAGCGGUCAACCGUGUCUGCUGCUGUUAUCUGAUCAGUUUCGCCCGUGUGUCUUCUCUUCACUAGUUGGGAUUUUGUGCAUGUGAUGUGAUGUGCUGUUAACAGCUUUUCCUGGUAGCUUCAUUGUUCAUUUGCAAUCAUGAUUGAAGGAUUUCAGAUUACAGUUAGAAAUGAUAUCUGUUAUGUUCAGUCACAGAUGAGAUAUACCGUAUCUGGAUCCAAUGCUGAGUUUUUCUUCUUCAAUUGCUAAGAAAGAGGUUUUACAUGUUUGAAUGAAAAAGAGAGGCCUUAGAAAUGGAAAAGUGCAUUUAAACACCGAUUUGUUUGUGGGACAAUGAACAUUCUAUUGACGAAUCUGGCAAUUUUCAUGGUAAAUUUUUGGAGAAGUGAAUACUCAUUGUAUAGGCUAUUUUUGGAAUUGAAUUCAAAGUUUUAGAAGUGAUUUGUAACUCAUGAAACGUAAAGUGAAGUAUUUCAUGAUGUCAUUCACAACGAAAUUUUGAAACUAAAUGGACAUGAAUUUUUAUAUUUGAGUCGCUCCGAACACAAUAAUAGUGAUUCAAGUUUACAAAGUUUGAAAUUUGUGAAGUAUGACUUCGCAGAAUUUGUUGGAGAGCAACUAUCAUGGAAGGAGAAGCACGAUAAAUAUCAUGUAUUCAAAAGUAUGAAUGAUUUUAUCUUACAUUUCGAGUGAGCAUUUUCAAUGGAGCCACAUCAAUAAAAUUGUAUCGUAUUGAAGUGGAAGCUACAGUAUUAUGUGUAGAGUGUUGUAUUAAAAGAUUCAAUGGUUCCACAUUGAUACAACUAUAUUCCAUUGGAGAGGAACUUACAUUAUGAUGUCUGGAAUGUACAAUAUGAUUCUAUGGCCUUCAUUUGAAUAGAAAAAUAUAUAAUUGAAGGGAUGGAGUAAAUAUAAAUAAUAGCAAGGAUGUAUUGCGGUGGAGAGACAUUAGCCAAUGGUGGUGUGAUCCAGCAUAGACGCAGUUCCAGCCUGUGCUCCACCCCUUCUGGAUCCAGGUCAUCCUACAGCAGCUCCACCAAUAACAAUAGUUCAUCCUCAUCGACAACUGUCACGUCAACCAAUAAUAACAAUAACAAUCCAGCACUAGUUCCAGUUCCAUGUAACCUUCACCGGUUCCCUUCAACCUCGGCCACUUAUCGCAGACCGAACAGUUCUCUUCUACGUUACUCCUAUCUGAAUAACACUAACAACAACUUGACGAGUACUUCCCCUGCCAGUAACUGUUCCCCGAGAAGAACAAGCAGUGUGAACAACAAUAACAGCCCCAAUGAAGCCACCACUAGCAGCAGUAGUACUCUGAGUAACGGCGCCACGAGUAACAAUAACCGAUUGAAGCAGAAUCGAAAGUGUCAAUCGUUUCGAACAAAUGGAUUACCGUCGUACCACAGUGGCCGGAGCAGUGUGUUGGGCACCAGUGAUUGUGUGCGCAGUCCCCCGCGGUCCGGUUCCUCCCGAAGUUCUCCGGCUCCGAAUUCGGUGUGGUCGCCGACUCUCGGAUACUUUGUGCCAGUUCCUCUGCCUUUCUACUGCUACAAAUCGAAAUCCACUUACAGGGAUAAUGAUAACUCACCGAAUGUCAGUACUCUGGUGCCAUCUUCGUCAAAUGCAGCCACUGCACCGUCGUUGCCAAUUUGCAAUGGAGGAAUCGAAAUGCUUGAGGAACCCGUUGAGGAGCAGGGUGGCGAACGGAUUGUGUGGGAGUUCCACCAGGUGACGCUGACGCGGGUGCCGGGUUAUGGCUUCGGCAUCGCGGUCAGCGGAGGUCGCGACAAUCCACACUUCACCAACGGCGAUCCGUCCAUCGCCAUUUCCGAUGUGCUCAAGGCGGGGCCGGCCGAGGGAAAACUACUGGUGAACGACCGCAUAAUGAGUGCGAACGGGCAGUCGCUGGAGAAUGUGGAGUACGCGACGGCGGUUCAAGUGUUGCGCGACUCUGGCAACACUGUCGCGUUGGUCGUGCGACGCAGGGUCGUGCUCCCCCUCACCCCCGAGCCGCAGACGCUGCGCUUCCAACUCGCCAAGAGUCGCAAGAAAGAUGAUUUCGGUCUAGUUCUAGGAUGUAAGAUAUUUGUGCGCGAAGUGGUAAAACCUCAGGAUGGGAACGGAGUGCAGGAAGGUGACAUAUUGCUCAAAAUCAACAACCACUCGACAGACGGCAUGAGCCUCAAGGAAGCCAGGAAACUCAUUGAGAGCAGCAAGGAGAAGCUGAACAUUGUAGUGAGGCGGGAGGCGGCCAGAUCUUUGUCACAGUCAGCAGAAUCAACAGCUUUACCAACUAAAGACGGGAAUUACCUGGACAGCCUGAACGGCACCAACUACUCGUCGCAGAACCUGUACGUGCAGCCGCCGACGCGACACCAGCAGCUGCUGGACGACAAGAGCAACCUGGUGCCGCGCGGCCGUUCGCGCAACCCACUCAUGGACGCGCAACUGUCGCUCAGCCAGCUGGAUCGGCCAGUGUCGCCACACUCACACAGCCACUCACACAGUCGCAGUCGCAGCGGACUCACUGACGAGCCGCCCGACCCGCCGCGACCGCCGCCGCCCAGACCUGAAGCCUAUGGACUGAAAAAUUACUAUUCAACGGGAACCAGACAACAAAUGUUGUACGAUGAUGAUCCCUUAUUGAUGCAGAGGUCUAAACAACCGAUGCCAGACCCGCGUUUCAUCACAUUCCAAAAAGAGGGCUCUGUGGGCAUCAGGUUGACGGGAGGCAAUGAGGUCGGCAUAUUCGUGACUGCUGUGCAGCCUGGAAGUCCCGCCUCCUUACAAGGGUUGCAGCCUGGCGACAAAAUUCUAAAGGUGAAUGAUAUGGACAUGAAGUCGGUGACGAGGGAAGAAGCGGUUUUAUUCCUACUAAGUUUACAAGAACAAAUUCACCUGAUAGUGCAGCACAGGAGAGACGAAUAUGAACAAAUUGUUGCCUCACAAAGGGGUGACUCUUUCCAUAUAAAAGCCCAUUUCAACUAUGACCAACCAAAUAAAGGGGAAAUGAGCUUUAGGAAGGGCGACGUAUUCCAUGUGAUCGAUACAUUACAUAAUGGAGUUGUCGGGUCUUGGCAAGUUUUAAGGAUAGGGAGGAAUAACCAAGAAGUGCAAAAAGGCAUCAUACCAAAUAAAGCGAGAGCGGAGGAGCUGGCGACGGCUCAGUUCAAUGCUACCAAAAAAGAGCUGACUGCCUCCGAGAGCAGGGGCAGCUUCUUCAGGAGGAGGCGAAAUAGUCAUCGGAGAUCCAAGUCGUUAAGCAAGGAUCAUUGGGAUGACGUGGUGUUUGGCGAUAGUAUUAGUAAAUUUCCUGCCUAUGAGAGAGUAGUACUGAGGCAUCCUGGAUUCAUCCGACCUGUCGUUCUGUUUGGACCAGUGUCAGACAUCGCCAGAGAUAAAUUGCUCAAAGACUUCCCUGAUAAAUUUUCAUCUCCUCAAUUGGAAAACAAUAUGGAGGACAUGGCAAAGAGUCAGAAGUCAAGUGGAAUCAUAAGACUGUCAGCGAUAAGGGAUAUUAUGGAGCGGGGCAAACAUGCGCUGUUGGACAUCACGCCGAACGCCGUCGAUCGACUCAACUACGCGCAGUUCUAUCCAGUUGUCAUAUUCCUCAGGGCCGAGACCAAACACGUCGUCAAGGAGCUGCGGUCUGGCCUAACCAAUACAAGCUCAAGGAUUGAUUUGCAUCAGAUUUUAUCAAACUGGGGUCAACACAAAAGCAGCAAGAAGCUAUUCGAACAGUGCCAGAAGCUGGAGAAAGUUUGGGGUCACGUAUUCUCAUGCUCGGUGACCCUGAAUGGUGGCUCGUCAGAUUCCUGGUACCGAAAAGUCAGGGAGCUCAUUGACAAAAACCAAACUUCACCCGUCUGGAUGAGCGAAAGCAAGCCCGAUGAAGCCCUGUCAGACGACUUCCUGUUCCCCAUGACCUCUCUGCGCCUGUCUUACGCCUCCUCGCCCGAGUCCGACCUGGAGCAGGGGGCCUCCUCGCUGCCCCCCGGUCCCGGCCCCCGCCUCCUCAAGUGCUCCUCCGACCCGAGCAUCGCCACCCAGGAGGACUCCACGCCUUGUGUUCCUCCGCCAUACACGCCGCCAUCGCAGUACAGUCAUUCGAAUACAUACGAACACACCCACAAGCCACGCCGAAGUGGUGGCGACAAGUAUGGGUUUUCGCCAACCAAUAGUCCAAUGGUGUCGACGCCACCGGAGCUUCCUCCCCGCAUCGACCGCGCCAACAAGCCGCCACGUGCCAACCUGCCUCGCUCCGCGCAGGAACGACUCUUCGGCGGCAGCAGCUCCAAAGAGAACAUCGACCCGCCCAACUACAUAAACGCCACACCCCAUCACAGGCCUGUCAACUCGUCUCUCGAACGCGAACGCCAAAACUCCAAUAAAGCUAGCAGUUACGACAGCGUGUCGUCGUUUGACAGCUACAACCAGCCGAGAUCGUCGGGCCUGGGGCCGAAUGCACACGAUGACCUCAAGUCAUGCAACGGUACUGUGGCGCAGAGGUCGACCGUGGCAGUCGGCGUGGGCAGUGCUCACGAUCCCUACAGGUUCACACGGUCGACGCAGCAGCCAAUCAAAAACAGCACCGUCAGCUCCACCUCUCUCUUGAGCGAACACUCUGGCAAACCAUCCAAGCCACCUGAUUAUCCCAAGUACAGGCCUCCCGGCGUAGUACCCGAUUACAAUAGUAGUGGCAGUACUGGUACAAUUAGCAGUAGUAUCAACAAGCCUCUCCCGCCUCCGAAAACUGGCAACGCCGCACUGGGGCCAAUGACGAAUGGGGGCGGUCAACCGAUGCAGUACAAGCCAGUGCCGCCCCCCAAGCCCAAAAACUACAAGCCGCCCCAGCAACAACAACAGCAACAGCAACAACAACAACAGUGGUCUGGCAACGGUACCAUCACUAACAACAACAACAACACUAACAACGGCAACAGUACAAGCAGUUACCAACAGAACACUGCCAACGGAAAUCUAUACCACCAUGCAAAAUCUUACAGCAUGGUCGACAACAAUAACUACUCGACCACUCAUCUACAUAAUGGGGUGGUACUCUCGUCGUCCAAAUACAGCGGCGGUGGCGGCGGCGACGACCUGAACGGCGGGGGAGGCUUCGACUCGGGCCACGGCAGCAGUCUGGAACGCACCUACGGGCGCACUACGGCCGCCAACGGCAACGGCAACCAGUACUACUACAACGUGGCGCCGGCGCCGCGACACCACCACCACCGCGAGCCGAGUGGCGUCGGCCUCGACUUGACGCAUCGCGCCGACCAGCGGGGCAGCGCCUUCGAGCUCUACAAGAAGCCGACCGAUCCGCGCAACAUGCAGCACUACCUCGACCAUGGACUCAGUUUAUGAAGCAGUUAAACGGAUUAGGUCUUUUGAUUUCUCAUUCAUUUCUGCCAUGAAGUCUGAUGUGACGCGCUUCAUCAAUCGUUAUUAUUUCAAAGACCCCAAGUCAACCUUUUCACCAUGUUUUUUCAGAAUGCUAUUGUGUUCAAUCUAUCCUUAUAUUUCCUCAUUGUCAACAGUUUGUUGAAAAAAGAAUUUUCACAUUUUUUAUUUUUGUUUCGACGUUUAAGCAUUCUUUUUUAUUUCUGUGAUUCUAUUUAAGUGACUAUUUAAUUAUUUUUAUUCUCGUUGUGUUGAACGACGUCCAAUGUUUUAUUUCUAUGCGAUUUUUUCAUUAUUGCAUUCAUUGUACCGUGUUAUUAAAUCUGAAUCAUUAUUUGAUUCUCAUUCUAUAUUUCAUGACUCAUAUCGUUUUUAAAGCAGCACAAUAAAUUAUUAUAGUAUUGUGAAAUCUUAUCAUUCGAAUAAUAAGCUGCAGUUUUAUAUUAUUUGACAUAGUCGCCAUAAUUAUAUAUAUAUAUUUUUUUUUAGAAUUCUGAUGGUUAUAUUCACCAUUAUUAUUAGUUCAGCUAAGCUAUCUAAUGUAAAUAAUAAUGCCGAUGUAUGUAUUGUGAAAAAUUGUUGAUAUUGUAAUCACAUGUGAAAUUAACAAUAAAUAAUUGAAUUUGUAUUUAAUGAUCAAUAUGAACCAAUGAGUAGAAUUAUGUUUAUAUUCCAUGUAUCAUAUAAAAUAAAAAAUGCUGUGUAAAAUUAUGUGAAACAUGUUGUUGUAUCAUGUUGCUAGUAUUAUUAAUUUUUUGAAACUAGAUACCAUCAUUAUUGUUCGUUUAUUGAUACAGAAUACUGAAUGAAUGUUCUCUGAUUUCUCUGUGAAUAUUUGAUUAUAAUAAAAUGAUUUAUUAAUGAUGGAAAA